Messenger RNA from Lingula anatina, 1047 nucleotides. RefSeq names its product opsin-5-like. Lineage: Eukaryota; Metazoa; Brachiopoda; Lingulata; Lingulida; Lingulidae. The record is from RefSeq and is a predicted model, not a curated record. Gene Ontology annotation, molecular function: G protein-coupled receptor activity. Gene Ontology annotation, biological process: G protein-coupled receptor signaling pathway; visual perception. Gene Ontology annotation, cellular component: membrane.
CAUGAUUACAUGAUCAUCGCCUUGUCCUCAAUCGACUUGUCCGGUCCCAUCCUUGGCUACCCGUUAGCCAUAUAUUCCAGCUUCACACAUCGUUGGCAGUUUGAAACCUCAGGUUGUGUAUAUUAUGCCUUUAUCGUGUUCUUUUGUGGCUUGAGCAGCAUCGGACUUCUGGUCUCUCUCAGCGUAUUUCGAUACAUCAAAGUGUGCCUUGUCACUUCACCAGGUUUCAAGUUUAGUACCGGCCAAGUAUUCUUUGCGAUUGGAUUCACCUUUCUCUACUCUAUACUGUGGAGCGCGUUGCCACUUGUUGGGUUUGGAAAAUAUGGCCCGGAACUCCACGGGACAUCAUGCUCAGUGGACUGGUUGAGUCGCUCCAAUCAUAUGGUGUCUUACACCAUAUGCCUAGCCAUCUUCACCUUUGGACUGCCAGUAGCCUUAAUUUUUUACUGUUACAUCAAUAUUGUUCUCACCACGAUGAAAACAAGGCGCAAUGCAGAUAAUCCAUUGCCCACACUUGCGGACUCGCACUUGACUAAGAAAAAAAAAAUAGAGAUAUAUUUCCAGGUUGUCGUGUUAAUGUGUACAGGAUUUCUGAUUGCCUGGACGCCUUAUGCAGUGGUUAGCUUCUGGGCAGUGUUUGGGGACGCCUUGUCCAUUCCGUACAUUGUCAGUGCCCUGCCUGCUCUGCUGGCUAAGGCCAGCCAUGCUUACAACCCCAUCAUAUACUGCGCCAUGAACAGGAAGUUUCAACGAAUGCUGUUUGAAAACUGGAACGCUAGAAGAGCAUCAAGGCAGCAGACCUUCGCUAAUCAGACCCAAGGACCAAGAAUCGUCCCCCUUUGUGCAGAGACUUCAACGGUCAUGCACGCCAUAUCACAACAGGGAGAAACCUCAGCUUGGGAUGGAGAACUACGCACACUCAGGCCCGUCAGUAGUCCCAUCAGAUUGCCAGGUGGACCUAACAACGCCAUCGAGCUGCAACAAUAUGCAUGGGAAAAACCGGUGCAGCCAAAGAUGAUCCCUCGUUCUGCAACUGUUUCAUUGUAA